Molecule: messenger RNA, 1104 nt
Organism: Lachnellula hyalina
Lineage: Eukaryota; Fungi; Ascomycota; Leotiomycetes; Helotiales; Lachnaceae
Gene: pi041
Product: putative J domain-containing protein
Exons: 2
Coding region: 1-1104 (367 amino acids)
Biological process (GO): cellular response to misfolded protein
Cellular component (GO): endoplasmic reticulum membrane
Molecular function (GO): Hsp70 protein binding
Source: RefSeq, a predicted model, not a curated record
AUGCCCGCAGCCACUGCAUCAGGCUCCGACGCCAAACCAAAUGGCGCUGCCAAAUCCCGAGAUCACAAUCAGGGAAACCAAGAUCGCAAAUACACAAUCGAGCAGAAAACCGCCGUCCUUAGAGUACGUCGCUGUGCACCUACGGCAUUUUACGAUAUCUUGGGUAUAGAGGAUGUCAAAACUACGGUCACGGAAUCGGAGAUUAAGAAAGCGUAUAGGAAACAGUCGCUGUUGACGCAUCCAGAUAAGAACGGACAUGAGCAUGCGGAUGAAGCGUUCAAGAUGGUGAGUCGGGCGUUUGGAGUGCUGGGGGAUAAGGAGAAGAGGACCAAGUUUGAUCGGUAUGGGGGGGAUCCUGAUUCGAGGUUUGGUGGGGGCGCGCCGCAGCAGAGCCCGUUUAGUGGCUUUGCGGAUCGGACGUCGAGGGCGAGGGGAGAGGCGUCCGGUGGGAGUAUGUGGGAGGAGGAGAUAAGUCCGGAGGAGAUGUUUAAUAGGUUUUUCGGGGGAGGGGGGAUGGGUCCUUUUGGUGGUGGAGGCGGUGGAAUGUUCAAUGACGGGCCAGGUUUUGUGUUUAAUAUGGGAGGAGGCCCUGGUAUCAGGGUACAUCAGUUUGGGGGGAGAGCACCGAGACGGAGACCAAGGGAUCCGAAUGCGCCAGCAGCCCCACCACCUUCAUUGAAGGACAUACUCAAGGGACUUUUACCCUUACUUCUGGUUCUAUUCUUGCCGCUCAUAUCCUCGAUCUUCUCCGGCUCUGGAUCAAGUGGCCCCUCGAUGCGAUUCGACGAAGCCAAACCUCCACAUACCAUGGGCCGACAAACAUACCAAAAGAAGGUGCCUUACUGGAUAGAUCCUGGAGAAGUGGAUGGCUACACGGCUCGUCAAUUUUCCCACCUCGACCAGAAUGCGGAAAUACAAUAUGUUCAGCAGCUGAGGGUGUACUGUGAAGAAGAGGUGGCAUCAAGAAACCGAUUAGUGCAAGACGCUCAAGGCUGGUUCGUCCAAGACACACACAAAAUGAACAGGGCACGGAAUAUGGAGAUGGCGAAUUGCAGGAAGUUAGAAGAGCUGGGCGUGCAGACGCCACUAAGGAAUUCAUACUAG